AAAAAUGAGACUGCAGAAACGGAUACAAGUGACAGUGAGGAAGAAAUGGAACAAGAUGAAAUGGAUGCCGAUUCCGACGACGCGUUGAACCAUGAUUCGUUUUCGGAGGAAGAACAUGAGAAACUGAAUAAGAAUGAGGAAUAUCCAGGUACUGUCAAUUUUUGGACGUGA
Messenger RNA from Gongylonema pulchrum, 171 nucleotides. Lineage: Eukaryota; Metazoa; Nematoda; Chromadorea; Rhabditida; Gongylonematidae. The record is from the annotation of a GenBank genome assembly.